Rattus norvegicus (Norway rat) is the source of this 1133-nucleotide messenger RNA. RefSeq names its product SRY-box transcription factor 15 (gene Sox15). Gene Ontology annotation, biological process: positive regulation of satellite cell activation involved in skeletal muscle regeneration; positive regulation of G0 to G1 transition; trophoblast giant cell differentiation. Gene Ontology annotation, cellular component: transcription regulator complex; nucleus; cytoplasm. Gene Ontology annotation, molecular function: DNA binding; DNA-binding transcription factor activity, RNA polymerase II-specific; RNA polymerase II cis-regulatory region sequence-specific DNA binding. The record is from RefSeq and is marked validated. Bases 328 to 984 code for a protein of 218 amino acids. NCBI's taxonomy places the organism in Eukaryota, Metazoa, Chordata, Mammalia, Rodentia, Muridae. The transcript is spliced from 2 exons.
AGCACCUGGUGAGCUCCUGGCAGCUGUGGGGACUUUGUGGAGACCAAGAGCUGCGGAGCAAGGAUUGCAGUCUCCACAGACGAUCCCUGUCUCACUGAAGCAGAGGGUAGAAAAGCGCGACUGGUAGACUUGAGAGAACACUACCUCUUCGGUAAGGGGUGCCAGACAAGGAGGAUUCAUCUUCCCGGUGACAAUCGAUCGCUGGGAGCAAAGUUCAGAUUCAAGCGCUCUGGAAGAUACUUAAGUACCCAACUCUUCAGAGUCCAGUCUUCACUCUGGGAGAAGGGCAUUCAAGACACCCUCUCAAAGAGGCUUUACCUUCAACCCAUGGCGCUGCCCGGCUCCUCACAAGCAGAGACUUGGAACCUGGAUUCUCUGGUUUCUACGGCCUCUUUGCCCUUAGGACCUCAGGAGCAGGAGGUUGGCGGAGGCCCUGGAGCGUCUGGGGGGCUUCCGCUAGAGAAAGUGAAGCGGCCCAUGAACGCCUUCAUGGUGUGGAGCUCUGCUCAGCGCCGCCAGAUGGCGCAGCAGAACCCCAAGAUGCACAAUUCUGAGAUCUCGAAGCGCUUGGGCGCUCAGUGGAAGCUGCUGGACGAUGAAGAGAAGAGACCCUUCGUGGAGGAGGCUAAGCGUCUUCGUGCCCGCCACCUCCAUGACUACCCCGACUACAAGUACCGACCCCGGCGAAAAAGCAAAAACCCGGGCACCGGGUCGGUCCAUUUCAGCCAGGGAGGAGGUGGCCCGGUAUGUGGAGGCCCACACUGGGGGCCGGGGUACACAACUACCCAAGGGAGUAGGGGCUUUGGGUACCAGCCCCCCAACUAUUCGACAGCCUACAUGCCUGGCAGUUACACCUCUUCCCAUUGCAGACCGGAGGCCCCCUCACCGUGUACUGUCCCUCAGAGUGAUCCUAGGCUCCAAGGGGAGCUAAUACCCUCCUUCCCCCACUACCCAUCUCCAGGCUCUCCCACUCCAUAUAUAUAAUACUUCCCUUGCUGGUGCCUCCAUGCCAGUAACCCACCUUUAACUGGCACGGACAAUCAGGGACAACCCCGAAGACCCAGCCCUUUCAGUUCAGAACCCUAGGAACCAGAAUGCGCAAUUUUGUAUAAUUAAAGCAUGUUUGAGUCUUU